Parasteatoda tepidariorum (common house spider) is the source of this 998-nucleotide messenger RNA. RefSeq lists its product as uncharacterized. Gene Ontology annotation, molecular function: nickel cation binding. The record is from RefSeq and is a predicted model, not a curated record. NCBI's taxonomy places the organism in Eukaryota, Metazoa, Arthropoda, Arachnida, Araneae, Theridiidae.
UAAUGUUAUAAAAAACAACUUGAAAUUUAGUUUUAUGUAGCUUUUAACUUUUUGAUUUUCAUUACUCUUUUGCUAUACAAUUUAUUUUUAAUCCAAUGGGUCGAAAGAUAAUUUCUACUAUCAACUUUCAAAGUAAAAAGGAGGGAAUAAUACAAGAAUUUCAAAUUUGUAGUUGCAAAAAAAUAUUAAAACUAUCUUCGAGUGAAGUAGUUGUUUGCAAAUAUGAGUAUCCACUGAAAAUAAUGAUACCAUCUUCUGCUUCAGAGACCCUUUGUCAAUGGUUGUAUCCAAUAACUUUUGGUGGUGGAUUAGUUGAAGGAGACAGCAUUACAAUUAAUUUGAUAGUCAGUGAAAAAUGUUGCCUAUUAGUAACAUCAUUAUCAUUUCCAAAGGUCUAUCGAUGCGAAAAUAACAUAGAAAGCCAACAAUUUCUGAAAUGUGAUGUUGAAGCUGAUGCCUUACUUUGUGUUCUACCCGAUCCCCUUGUAUGUUAUGAAAAAGCAUUGUAUCUUCAAACACAAACAUUCCAUUUAGCAGAUGAUGCAAAUUUAGUUUUGCUUGAUUGGUUUACAUCUGGUCGAUAUGAGAGAGGAGAAAGAUGGCAGUUUUCAAGAUUAAAAACAGUUUCGACUAUUUACAUAAAUGGACAGCUAUCAUUCAGAGAAGCUCAAGAUAUAAGAAACACACCACUGGUUAGCAUUGAAAGUUCAAUGAAGGCUUAUAAUAUCAUAGGAACUUGUAUGAUAAUUGGGCCUGGUUUAAACUCCCUCUCAAGCUGUAUUCUUUCAAGUAUAGGAAGAUGUAACAGUUAUGGUGAGAAGUCUUGUAAAAACAUACUGAUUUCUGCAAGUCCUCUAUGUUUGAACGAGACAUCUAAGCCGUGUGGCUGUAUCGUUAGAUUUGCAUCUGAAUCAGUAAGCGAUGCUAUCAAAAAAAUUGAAGAGAUACUUCAGCCAUUAUAUGAAAUUAUUGGAGAUAACCCCUUCAUAAAAAAAUAA